Messenger RNA from Zonotrichia albicollis (white-throated sparrow), 5259 nucleotides. Lineage: Eukaryota; Metazoa; Chordata; Aves; Passeriformes; Passerellidae. The record is from RefSeq and is a predicted model, not a curated record.
GAUUUGCUGAGGGGCUUCUGCCAGCACUCUCUGGAGCUGGAAUUUGCAUUCAGCCUCCCUCUGUUAUCUGUCAAGGCCCUACUCUUCAGCUUUUCAGUUCAGAUUAAUUUCCCUUCUUCCCGUGGGAGUGGUUUGAUUUUUUUGUUUGUUUGGGAUUUUUUAAUGGAGGGUGAGUAGUCGUUAGAUUUGCAGUCUUUCUAGGAAACAAAUGUGCCACACUGUAGCUACAUUUAUUCUCGUGUCUAGACCUGAUGGGGAAUGUUGCUAGGGUUUAUCAGCUUCAGAAGUAUGUGCUCAAGAAUGGACUUAGGGGACUCCUUAAACUUUUGUGUCUUCCCUGGACCAACAUUCACGACAAACUUGAAAGGAGGCUGGAGAACUAGAAAGCAGUUGCUUACAACUGCAACAGGCUCAGUAGUGGCAAAGCAAUAAGCUAGAAAAUGUCAUGGAGGCAAAGGAAGUGCCCGAAAAAUUCUGAUUAUUCACUCAUUAUUGCUUCCAUGAAAAUAGGUCACUUUCUGUGUCAGUAUGUCAGCAGGCAGACAGGCAUGAAAAGCGACCAGGGGGAUCUGUGCUCCUUUCUGUGUUACGAGAGACUCUUCUCUCUCUCUCUCUGGGGGAGGCAGCUAUUUUUUAUUUUUUUUUCAAAUGUGAUGAAUUCACUGGGUGUUCACAGGGGCCAUGCUGCUUCACAAGCUCUUGCUGAUCGUCCACUUUCUAACUCCCCUUUAGUACCACUCGGGAAAUAUUACCUGGUGCUCUACCUGGGCAUAAUUGAUGAAGGAGCUGCCUGGUAACAGACUUGUGCAGACCUUUCCCCAAGUUAUGCUGCCUGAGGGACAGAUCUCACAAGCUGCCCUAAGCAGUACCAGAGUGACUCUGGACCAGCACAGCCUGGUCCUGUUCUGCCAUCCUGUCUGCAAGGUGGGGCAUGAGCACAUGGCUGCUCCUUCUUUAUGAGGACCUUGUGGGAACUACUGUCUGAGAUCAUCCCAUGUUUUAGCAAUGGCAGGCUGUCAAUCAGCCCUGAAUUUCUCACAGACUUCUUGGUGCUAGAAUAUUGUAAAGGGUUUUCUGCAUCACUGCCAUUGUGUUAUGUAUUGCUGUUUGGGAGCUAUGUACCCAUGCCACUAAUUACUCAUGUUUAUUAACUUGCAAGUUAGAUUCCUGAAAGGUUUUCUAGUGAUAAGUUUCUAGGUAUAGGGACUGAAGACUGUGAAUUACAGAUGUGUUUUUCUAGGUAAUUAAGUAUUUGGAGGGUAUUCUUGUCCAGAGUACCCUUGUCACUAGAAAUCCCUGCACAGCAGUUUGGAAACCACUGAUCCAGCCUGGAACAUGUGGGAAGAAAAACAUGGCACUGCAGGAGAAGGAACCACAAGGUGGCAAUCUCUCGCCGCACUUUAACGGGCAAAAUAAAGAUCUGGCCCGAAAAAAAAAAAAAAAAAAGAAAAAAAUCGCGGACAGUAAUCGCGGACAGUGUAAAGCUGAAGAGGCGUUAGGUUAGUCGCAUCUUGUAUCUUCCAGAGCCACAGCAACGUUGAUUUUGAUGCUGGAUUUUCUCUUCCAAACACUUUUCCCUUUAGUAUGAAAAUCCCAGUCUCGAGGAGCUGGAUCUGUAGGCUACUCUUUGCUGGCUUUUCAUCCUUUGCCCCCAAAUAGGCAGCAGAUGUUGCUUGUUAGAUUGCUAACUACCGGUGCUGCUUGCGUGCCUGCAGGCAGAGCUACUGUGUGCUUGGAGAGAGUUUCCUCCUGCACUGGAGGCACUGUCUGGUUCAGGGCAUUGCUAGCCUCAUGUUAUACUAAUGCACAAUAUAAUGGUUGCUCUGACAUGCCUCAAUGGCAGCAAAAUCACCUGGGUGUUAGGGCUAGGCAGUGACCUGCAGGCUGAGAGUGUGUUUGGUCUUGAGGGGACUGCAAAGCCAUAGUGGCUGUGGCUAUACCCAGAAAAAGAUGUGGCCAGAGAGGGGAAAAACUCAGAAAGAAAAUAAUGCUCAGUUUAAGGUAGAGCCCCUCUGGUCCUGCAGUAUCAAACACCAUCUGUUGCUAUGAGCUCCAUCUCGAUCAGGACAUAGUUGUGUUCUUGCCAGAUGUUAGCUUACAUGUGCUACAUGUAAAAGUAAACUGGUGUGAAAGCUGUGGUCAGAUGUGCUUUCAGUAGGAUUUGCCCUGCAUAAGUGACGACGUGCUAGCCAGCCUCUUGCUGAGAGGAUGCACUCCAGAAGUUGCAGGUGUGUGGUUGGAGUGUGUUCAAUGAGUCAAGAUAGGAAAUAUCUUCCAAAGCUCCAAAUAAGACAAAACAAACUCAGCUUUAGCACAUGCUCAAUUGAUUGAGUCUUUGGCAAAGUAUGACAUGAAUUUGCAGUGUUCUCACUGAGGCCUGUCCUGGCAGUGUCCUACCUGCUGAGUCCUUCAGCAAGCACAGCAUAGCUGUCCUUCUUAUGCUGAAUCCUGCUUCUUUUACUGUUCUUCCCAAACUCUUCAGUUAGGAAUGACAACCUGAUUCCCACUCAUGAGCCCUGUUCAGGUUCUGCUGUACACUGUAACUGCCACCACUGAGAUUCCUCUUGUGUCACAGUCUGCAAUAUCCACAAACCUGCCUGUGGUGACUUCUCUCAUCACGGCUGUCCUCUUCCAGCUCUGGCUGUUCAGGUCCGGACAGGACCUGGAGGAAGGGGGAAGCUGGACAUGGGGAGUUUCCUAAAGUCGUUUUGCAUCACCUUAAGGUCUGAAAUCGGAGUCUGGCAGGCUGUGGGUUGCAAUUCACUUCCUUCCUGGUUGAUGGGAGCCCAGGGGCUAUGCUGUCCGCUGGUCCUUUAGAAAAGGGCCAGGAGCCACCAGGGACUCCUAGUGGGGAUAGAAAUGUUAGCAAUCCAAAUCGUGAUGGGAAACAGAAGGAGUAAAAAAAAAAAAAAAAGAAAACCAGAUUUUUUUUUUUUUCUCCCCAGAAAGCAGGAGGAAAUCUAGCAAGGACAAGGCUGGCUUCUCCUGGAACAUGUGUGCAUGUGUGCAAUCUGAUUGUCACUAAUGCUCUGUAGCCAGCUUAGAGAAGAUGCUUUGCCUAAAAGAGGCACUUGGGCAAAGGGGAUUUCUAUGUGCUGAGAUGGCAGCUGGUUUGAACCCCAGAGCAAUUCCUACAGCAGGAAAUUGUGCAUCUCAGUCUUUCAAGGACUGUUGGGACUUCAACACUUUGGGAUUUCACAAGAUCUCUCUACGGACAAAUCUGCAGGACCAGACUCUCCUGAGCUGCUCCCGGCGGCUGGUGACCCUGGCGCGGGGCCUGGCCCCCGCCUUCCUGCGCUUCGCGGGCAAGAGGACGGACUUUUUGCAGUUCCACAACGUGAAGAACCCGGCCAAGAGCCGCGGCGGGCCCGGCCCCGACUACUACCUCAAGAACUACGAGGACGACAUUGUUCGCAGCGACAUUGCCCUGGAUAAGCAGAAAGGCUGUAAGAUCGCCCAGCAUCCUGACAUAAUGUUGGAGCUACAGAGGGAAAAGGCAGCUCAGAUGCACUUGGUUUUGUUAAAGGAGCAGUUUUCAAACACAUACAGCAACCUCACACUAACAGCCAGGUCUCUAGACAAACUCUAUAACUUUGCUGACUGCUCUGGCCUUCACCUGAUCUUUGCACUGAAUGCUUUGCGCCGAAAUCCCAACAACUCCUGGAACAGCUCCAAUGCCCUCAGCCUGCUGAAGUACAGUGCCAGCAAGAAGUACAACAUCUCCUGGGAGCUGGGCAAUGAGCCCAAUAACUAUCGGACCCUGAUGGGCCGCUCAGUGAAUGGCAGCCAGCUGGGCAGGGACUACACCCAGCUGAGAAGCCUGCUGCAGCUCAUCCGCACCUAUUCCAGAGCACACCUCUAUGGGCCCAACAUUGGAAGGCCCAGGAAGAACGUUGUUGCUUUCCUGGAAGGGUUCAUGAAGGUGGCUGGUGGCACGGUGGAUGCUGUUACCUGGCAACAUUACUACAUAGAUGGUCGAGUGGCCAAGGUAACAGACUUCCUGAAAACACGGCUGUUAGACACUCUGUCAGACCAGAUCAGGAAAAUCCAGAAGGUAGUGAACACGUACACACCAGGGAAGAAGAUCUGGCUGGAAGGUGUUGGCAUGACCUCAGCUGGAGGCAUGAACAACCUCUCUGACUCAUACGCAGCUGGGUUCCUGUGGCUGAACACGCUGGGGCUGCUGGCCAGCCAGGGCAUCGACGUGGUGGUGCGCCACUCCUUCCUCGACCACGGCCACAACCACCUGGUGGACCAGAACUUCAACCCCUUGCCGGACUACUGGCUGUCCCUGCUUUACAAGCGCCUCAUUGGUCCCAAGGUGCUGGCGAUCCACGUGGCCGGCCUGCAGAGGAAGCCCCGGCCCGGCAGAGUCAUCCGCGACAAGCUCCGCAUCUACGCGCACUGCACCAGCUACCACAAUCACAACUAUGUCCGGGGAUCCAUCACUCUUUACAUCAUCAACCUACACCGCUCCCGGAAGAAAAUCAAGCUGGCAGGGACGCUGCGGGAUAAGAUUGUCCACCAGUACCUGCUGCAGCCCUAUGGCAAGGACGGGCUGCACUCCAAGUCGGUCCAGCUCAACGGGCAGCCGCUGGCCAUGGUGGAUGACGGGACUCUCCCCGAGCUGAAGCCUCGCCCUCUGCGGGCCGGCCGCACCCUGGUCAUCCCCCCGCUGACUAUGAGCUUCUACGUGGUGAAGAAUGUGAACGCGCUGGCCUGUCGGUACCGAUAGCCUGCGGCGCACCAGGGACUCGCCAGCCCCGCUCCUGCCCCUGAGCACUGCCCAGGUCACGCUGCCUCCUCGGCAGCCCACGCAGCCUCGCCGUGGGGCCGUGCUGGGCAGCUCCACGCCGUGCCCUCAUCCUCACCUCCAGGAUGUCCUCUCCCGUGGGACCAUCCUGCCCUGUGACCGCAGAGCUCCACGUGCCCUGGCCACCAUCCCGCCAGAGCAGUGCGACAGCCAAUUUGCAGGGCCUGCCAUCCUCUGUCCUGUGAGCUGCGAGAAGCACCCGGGCCAUGAUGCCCACUGGCUGCAGGGAAGGUCGGGGUGCUGAGCCCCGGUAUAUCCCGGGACAAACGCCCUCCCCGACCCCCUGGUCCCGCUACCCCUCGGGACGACCCCUGCAGCAGCCGGACCCCCUCCCCGGCGGCGGGCAGUGCUCCGGAGCAGCAAGCGCAUGGAAGCAGCUCCCUCUGCUGCCGCCGGGAUGCCGCCAGCCGGCCUGGCCCGCCGGGGGAUGCACCGGGCGGGGCGGG